AUGAAGCCUCAUAAAUUCAAAACCAAGGUCAGCUCGUUACUGAAGAUGGCUAACAAGAAAAAGUUAGGAUCUGAAUUCUGGAAUCUUCCAAAUUGUUGGAAUAUUUAGGAAAGAAAUGCGAUCGAAAGUUAAAAAGAAGCGAUCGAAGAAAGGGGGAGAAACAGUGGUUGGUUUUGCAAUCAGAACAAAUAGUUUGGAAUCAUGUUUUUGAGGUCAGAGUAGGUAGCAUGAUAGGCGCGGAUCAGGACGCCGUUCUUCUGGAAGCGGACAAACUGGCUGAGGUUCGAAAAUUUGAAAUGAUUGACAUUUUAAACUCAGGCUUGGGAAGGUGUUCGGAAUAUCUGCUUUCGGUUCUUUGGAAGGAGUUUGAAAGGGCAAGUGGUCAAACGCCUUCUACGUACCUUCCGGAAGCCUGCCAGUAACCUGCUGGAAGGCUUCCGGCAAGUUGCCAAAAAUUUUCAAUUUUUUACCUUACAAGGACCUUCUAACUACCUUCCGAAGACUUUUUCAAGACCUUCCAACCUCCUUCCCAUCAUAGCCGAUUCACGGCUAACAUGGGACGCGAAGGGGGCGUGGCCUGUCUGCGCUCUCCACGUGCCAGGCACUAUCUCUUGCUUUAUCGUGCCAGGACCCUUUUUUCAAUGCCUCAAGCCAACCGUGAUUCUGCCAUACCUCCCCAUUAUCUUCCCAGAGUUUGCCUGGGAACAUUUUUCAAGAAAAACAUUUCAAACUCGUUUUUUUGUUUGAAAAAAGCAUUUUUUUAAUUCAGAAAACUGAAGCUGACGAAAAUUUUUCUCGAGGAGCGCAAACCUCACGGAUGGCGCGACCGCAGCUGCCGAUCGACCUCGUCGAGUACCAGUUGAUGGCGAGCAUAGCCUCCAACGACACGAUCAUCGUGAUCGGCGAGACUGGCUCCGGGAAAAGCACGCAGUUGCCACAGGUCGCCGCUCGCUGCCUACGAGUCGCAGCCAUCAAUCGCUUCAGAUCUGCUAUCGGCUUCUCAACCAGCAGAAGACAAUCGCGGUGACGCAGCCGCGACGCGUCGCCGCCAUCGCCCUGGCCACUCGCGUCGCCAAGGAAAUGGGCACCGAACUUGGGGACGAGGUCACUUUUUUGAAAGAGAACUUGAGAAUCGAACUGAUUCCGAGAAACAGAAUUCCAUGAGAAAAAGAGAAACUUGCUUUUUUGAGUGUCUUUUCUUUUUCAAUUCUAAACUUUUGUAUAGGGCAUUCCGGCACAGCUCGUCACGAUUUUCGUUUCCCUCUAAGCUUGAAAAUCUUUCCGUUCGAAGCUCGCGAGAUGUUUCUCUGUCUGCGUCUUUCAUUUGGCCAAAAAGUUCCGUUAUAUUAAAGACGCAUGUAGAUAUAAUAUCACGCGCAUCGAAGGGAAGGGUUCUGUAGUUCAAAGGAAGACGAAAACCGUAACAAGCUAGCGCGGUUUGGGCUAUAUACCUACUCUAACAGAAGUUGCGGUGCACCCCGCGUCGAACUAUCGGUGAACCCCGAAGUUUAACCAGCGGUGUACCUCGUUUAGCUUUAAAUACCUAUUAAGGUACUUAUUCCGUACACGAUUCAGAAGUGGUUUUUUCCCCAAUAUCACCAUUUUCUACAGUCUCCUCUUAGGCGGUUACUGUACCUCAAAAUAAACUUUUUUUUUUGUCCGGUUGCGCCAGGGGUGCGCGUCAUCCAGCUCCAACCCGGGGUGCACCAAAAAAAUAAUCGAAAAGUUCACCUUUUUUUGGUUCCCUGCGGGGUACACCCUCAUUUUUGUUAGAGUACUGAAACACGGAAUGCCAAAAUACUCGAAAAAAAGUCUAUUUCGACACCAUUUUUUUGUCAUUUCAAAUGUUUAUUCGUCAUUCCGCAAUCUGCACGAUAAAUACAAAAAAUAAAACAUCAAAAAAAUCAAAUGAAUCUAACAGCUGAUCUGUGGAAAUCAAUCAUACUCUAUCUUACAGGCCGGCUAUCAUAUCCGAUUCGAAAAAAUGACCUCGUCAAAAACUAAGAUUGAGUACAUGACGGAUGGAAUACUGCUUAGGUUACAUUUCGCCCGGACUUUCAUCCGGAACAACUGGAAUUUACAGAAAAGCGUUGACGAGCCCUCUUCUCAACCAAUAUUCUGUGAUUAUUGUGGACGAAGCUCACGAGCGGAGCAUGCACACUGACGUUUUGAUGUGUUAGUUGCCUUAAUCAUUGACAGCGUUCAUUUAACGACAUCAGGUAUGCUGAAGACGUGCCAGCGCCAGAGAGACUCCUCCAAGAACCCGCUGAAGCUCAUUAUCAUGUCUGCAACGCUAAAAGUCAUUCCAUACCCAACUCUUGCUACAAAUCCAACUUUUCUUCUAGGCCAAAAAGUUCAAAGACUACUUCGACGGCGCUCCUGUGAUGGUUAUACCAGGAAGGCCCCACCCAAUCGACGUGAGUCAUGUCAAGUUUCUUGGGAUUUCAUUGAACAUAUAGAUCCUCUAUCUGAUGGAAAACGAAAAGGAUACGAGUUAUUUGAGAAACUCCCUCGUAACGGUGAAGCAAGUGCAUCUGAAAGCUGAAAAAGGGUAACAAAUAACCUUCCAAAGUGGUUUCUUAUCAAUUUUUCCUCAGCCAGGGCAUUCUUCUUUUCCUAACCGGUGCAGAAGAAAUCGAGGUCUGUUCUGAAACAACCAAAACAUAACUGAGAUCAUUCUAGGAGUCUGUGAAACAACUGGAGAAGUUGAACAAGUCGUUGCCACCUUCGGCCGAUCGUAUAUUCCCGAUCCCGCUCUACUCGGCACAGAGGCCUGAGCAGCAACGAGAAGCGUUCCUUCCCGCCCCUCCGGUUACCAAAAUACUCGAAAUGAAAACCUUCUUUCUGUUCAGGGUACACGAAAAGUGAUACUGUCAACAAACAUCGCGGAGACUUCACUGACUAUCCCCGGAAUCCGCAUUGUCAUCGACUGUCUCCAUGCGAAGAUCAAGUAGACUUCAAGAGCUACAAACUCAAAAUUAUUGAAAUUAAUCAGAAACUAUAAUUCCGUGGAGAGAUACGAAGAGCUGAACGUUCAGCUAAUCAGCAAAGCUCAAGCUACUCAAAGAGCAGGCAGAGCGGGUCGAGAAGCUCAUGGAACAUGCUACAGGUUCGAAUCCCGGAAUUUUCCAUAAUCUCUUUCAAAGUGAAGAAUCACAGGCUGAUACAGCACAGCAAGUACGAGAAACUGCAAGAGGAUUCCGUGCCGGAAAUUUUGAGAAGCAACCUGGCCGCAACCUUUUUGGAACUGCUCAAGGUCGGCAUGCAGAACCCGCACAAGCUGAAGUUGAUCGACAUGCCGUCUGCCGACAGCAUCAGCGCCUCUAUGCGAGAACUCAAGGUGCCUAAUCACUACUGGAAUAAAGUGUGAUGAUCUUUUAGGCUAUGGGUGCCAUAGCUCCAAUACGUGAAGGAUCGAGUCGCUUCCAGUUGACGGAACACGGCGAAACUCUGUGCGCCUUCCCUUUGCCUCCUGACCAUGCCCGGUUUGCAGAAACGCUGGCCUCCGCUUCACCGUCGUUUUUAGAAUCGUGACGAUGGCAGAAAAGGAGGGAUGUGUGUCCGAAGUGUUGAAGAUCGUCGCGGCGAUGCAGGCCGAAUGGAUCAUGUACCCGUACGCCCCGUAUGGAACUUCUGAUGAGGAGUUCGCGAGGGCUCGAGCACGGUUUCAGUAGCCCUUUUACCUAAAUUCAUGAACUGGUCUUCAGGUUUGAAACCAGAGAAGGUGACCAUCUCACAAUUUUGAAAGUGAUGCUGGCUACCCAUCACUUCAUGAAGCAGGUUUUGAAAACGUUUUUUUUGAAAGCCUAUUUUCACUUGGUAGCGGCCAAACGGUGAGAAGGUUCUGAAUGGCGGCAUGAACGAUCCCAGGAAGAUCCCGAUGGCUAAUUUGAAGGUUUGUAUGUGAGAAAACUUUCGCAGAGAGUUUUUUAGAACUAUUGUGACGAGAAUAUCAUAAAUAUGCGCAAUCUCAAAACGGCGACGCUAAUCGAAAAGCAACUCAGAGAUAUUGUCGUCGAGCGCGGCGGCAAAGUAACUUCUUGUGGGGUCGACUUUACUAGCAUACGGUAAUUCGAUAGUGUAAAAGCCAAACAAAUUAUAUAUUUAUUUCAGAAAAUGCUUGGCACACGGUUUGUUCCUCAACAGUUGUGAGUACGACCGACAAGAGGAUCGUUAUAGACUGAUGGUUAAUCCUUCAGUCACUUUACGGAUACAUCCUUCCUCAGUUCUUUCAAGGGUACUCGUUCGAACAUUUAUUCGCCAAAUUAUUCAAUUUCAGUCCAAACCGAAUUGUAUCGUUUUCACAGAACUGCUACGAAACGAAGAUCUCUAUGCCUUGUAUGGAAUUAUAUUAUUUUUCUUUUAUAACUUCGAGAGCUUUAGACAUGCCACGUUAAUCGAUUCCGACUGGGUACGUCCGCUGAUUACAGCAUACCGUAAAACUACGUUGAAAUAA
Caenorhabditis auriculariae is the source of this 4456-nucleotide messenger RNA. NCBI's taxonomy places the organism in Eukaryota, Metazoa, Nematoda, Chromadorea, Rhabditida, Rhabditidae. The record is from the annotation of a GenBank genome assembly.